This is a messenger RNA of Aplysia californica (California sea hare), 1117 nucleotides long. RefSeq lists its product as uncharacterized. The record is from RefSeq and is a predicted model, not a curated record. NCBI's taxonomy places the organism in Eukaryota, Metazoa, Mollusca, Gastropoda, Aplysiida, Aplysiidae.
UGUCAAUUAUGAGCUAGUUGGAUAUUCUUCUCGCUUUUUCCACGCAGUUUCUUGCGUCUCUCUUGAGACAGGAAUAAGCUAAAACGUAGUAAAAGUUUGCUUGAGCCCCAUUCUUUUUUCAGUUAGAAGCUUCUUUCUCGCAGGACGUCACGGAAAGGGGAGACCCUAACUUUACGUAAAAUGUCAAGUAAACUCCCAGUGGAGAGCUCAAUUAUUUGUCUUUUAUCAAAGUCCAGCAUGAUACUAACUACAGCAAUCGUGCUGUCUGUUUCCGUCCACAGAGACAGUAUAGGGGACACAGUGCGUGUGGUAGCCCCCUAUCACAGCACAAAAAUACACGCUAUACUGUCGAAUGAGAGUAUAAGGUUCCAGCUCAACUCGGGUCAAUACAUGAGCAGGAUCAUAGACGAACCAUUCAUCCACAUCACGUCCAAUCGCCCCAUCAUCGUGGUUAAAUUUUCCAGUAAUCCAGGAUAUCCAACAAUGACAUAUAUCAGCCCAACAGCUCUCUAUUCAAAUGCCCCCAAAAUAUUUGUUCCUUACGAAGCGAGUUUGUUCAGUUCUCCCACAGUCAAUGUCGUGGUCAUCACGAAGACCAAAUACCUGGGUUGUCUCAAAGUGGAGAACGCCAUAAACACAGAACAACACAACAUGAAAAUCACCGAUUAUGUCAUUUUGUACUACGAGGUCUCUGCAAGCCUGGCACAGCCAUUACUCGUGAUUUGUGACGACACGACUCUCAAGGCGCAUGCACAGUUCGCUGUGUAUCUUUACGUGAAUGACAUCUUGUCCACCUUGCAGAUGUCUACUGCUCCUGGAUCGGGGAUUAUCAACCCGGCCUGCCAAAUAACCGCGCAGACUCCUGGAGAUGGCGUGGACAAUAACUGUAACGGCCAUGCAGACGAAGAUCUGUGCGACAGCACCAACGUCAACGGUAACAGUUAUCCUCGUCGCCAACCUGGUCACAGGAUCCGACCCCACUGCAAUGUCGGCGCGCCUGCUGCCGGAUGACGCACAAGGUCACGAGUACUACGCCGUCAGUGUUUGCUCACGAAACGAGUGUCAGAUACAGGUAGGGUUUACACUACGAGGGAUGCCCAUUGGCCUGAUUGUGUGA